Messenger RNA from Cooperia oncophora, 948 nucleotides. The record is from the annotation of a GenBank genome assembly. Lineage: Eukaryota; Metazoa; Nematoda; Chromadorea; Rhabditida; Trichostrongylidae.
AUCGGAACCACUGUGUUGUCAGUUUUUGCAAGAGAUCUUGACGCUGGAGCCAAUGGUGAGAUCGUCUACUCGCUGGCAGAAGGCGAGGGACACGAUCUGCUCUCGAUCAACACUCGAUCCGGGGUGAUCCAGACAGCAGCUCCACUUGACAGAGAGACCCUGGCGUUGAUAAGGCUCGAUGUUUUCGCCACCGACAACGGAGAUCCACCGAGGAAGAGCUCAGCUUUGGUUGAGAUCGGUAUCACUGAUGUGAACGACAACGCGCCAGUCUUUGAGCAGGAGAUCUACAACAUCAGUGUGAUGGAGAAUGCGACUUUGCCGGCUACUGUAGCCCGCUUAAAAGCCACCGACAAGGACAGUGGAGUUAACGGAAAAGUGCACUACAGCAUUGUGGCCACCUCUCAAGUCCCUAUCACUGUCGACUAUAACACCGGCGAAGUGGUGCUCAGAGAACAUCUGGAUGCUCGGAGCUCGCCUUUCGCUGUGUUGGCCCGAGCCAAAGAUGGCGCUCAACCAGCCUUGAGCACUACCGUAUCUCUGUUGAUUUACGUCGUCGAUAUCAAUGAUCAUGCCCCAACGUUUAUCGCGUCCCAGAAGAAAAUCUUCCUUGAAGAGAAUGUGGCUGUAGGGGAUGAAGUUGGCCGAGUGUACGCUAUCGACGAGGAUUCUGGUGACAACGGCAUCAUCAGGUAUUCCCUGAAUGGCUCGUCGGAUUUCUCAAUCGACCCUGAAUCAGGGAUCAUCCGUACCACAGUGUCGCUUGAUAGAGAAAGAACCGCUCAAUACAUCCUGCAGGUGACGGCUGCUGACCAGGGUAAUCCGCCGCUUUCAUCGUCCACUGAAAUCAUGGUCAUUGUCAAAGAUGUGAAUGAUAAUGCUCCCGAGUUCGCGAAGGCCGAGUACAACAUCACACUCUCCGAAGAAACCCCACGUGGCAGUCAUUUGUAA